GGAACCGAGAUUUUACAAUAUUUUUCUUUCGGCGGUAUAGUGCGGCAAAGUGCCGCGAACAUAUAUAUAUAUAAAUAAAUAUAUUGAUCAGAUGCACGGCAACGACGAACAAUUGAAAGAUCAUUUCAAUUUGCGUUAUUCGUAAUAUUCGUAACCAAAACGUUCUACCACACUAGCGCGUGAGUGAGUGCGAGCGAGAGGGCGAGUGCAAAGUGUGCGACGAGUGAGAGAGAAAAGAAAACCCGCAAAAGCAAGAAGCAUACGAAACAAAAGCACCAACAACAACAACAACAGCAGCAGCAUAAGAAGUGCGUAGUGAAAAGUGAACGCAAAGAAGGGAAGGGGAAUUUGUGUACCACAAUUCUUCUUUUUUUUGUUUGGCCAGGCUCUCCGCGUGUUGUUGUUGUUUGUCCCCUUUUGCCGCCCGAAUAGGAACAACUUCAGCAUAUUUUGGAUUUCCAUUCUUGUUUGAAGAAAUUCCAACGAUUUGACACAACGACAACAGCCCAAGAGUUUCCCCGCACAGGAGCCUGUAGCUGUGUGUCUAGGAUCUAAAGCGGAAGCAGAAGCUGGAACAAGCCGCAGCAGCAGUUACCCAGCAUCUAAAUCUGGAGUAGCGCAUAGUGCUGCCUACUCUGGUGACGAAGGCACAGCCACAACCAGCGAGCAUGUCCAGCAAGGAGGAGACGCCGUCCUCUGGGGCCGCUGCUGUGGGCGGUGCCACCGCAGUUACCACACCCAUUGCCGCCGCUAGCAGCACCUCGUAUGCCAAUGUUGUCCAGAAUGUGGACACCAAGAAGAGAGGUGCCCCAGUCGCCGGUGCCGGUGCCGCUGCCGUCGCCUCAUCCUCGGCCGUCGACAAUAAGGAGAACCAACCAAAUCUGAAGAGCCUCAAGUCGUGGAGUGAGGAAACCGCCGCCGCUGAAGCCGCUGGCGAGACUCUGGUCAGCAAUGUCAGCCUGGCGCUGACCGGCGAGAAGCGUGCUGCCGCCGGUGGCGACAAUACCGCGGAGAACUCAUCCGAACUGGACGACAACAAUGACUUUGUGCCGGUGCUCUCCCAUCAUAGGCGGGACCGCAAAAAGGCACGCAAGGACAAGCCCCGUGAGCAGCGCGACAGGCCGCAGCAGCAGCAACAGCAUCCAGGCAGUGGCGCUGGUCAGAAACCCCUGCAGGCCGGCAGACGGCCCGCUGGCAAUGGUGGUGCCCCUGAUGGGGGCGCCACCGAUCGCAAGGCAGCAGUCCGUCCACGGGCUUCACGUGGCGGCAGUCCACGCAAACCGGGUGCACCCGGUGGCGCCACAGGAGCUGCCGGCAGUGGGAAGCAACAACACAAGGAUCGCAGAUCGGACACCUCACCCAGUGCUAGCCUCGAGGCCACUAGCAGCGGCAACGAGGGCAAAUCCGGUGACGGCGAAUCGCAGUCGGCCACAGGAGCUGCAGCCGGAGGAGCAGGAGCUGCUUCAGCAGUUCCUGCGCCUAAGCGCUUCGUAGCAGCGCCACCGCCCAAAGUCAACGCAUGGAAGAUAUCAGCCAAACAGUCGGGGAGCCCAAAGGCAGGAACCUCUCCAUUGGACAAGCGUGUGUUGCAGCCAAAGGCACAACAACAACAGCAGCAGCAGCAAUCACAAACCAAGCAGACGACUGCCAGCAAUAAUAAUAGUAAUAAUAAUACUAACCAAGGCGCACAGACUACCAGCAGCAGCAGCAGCAGCAAUCCCAAUCCUAACGCCAGCAACAAAAAGACACAGCAGCAGCCGCAACAAUCACAGCCACAACAGGGAGCAGCAGCAGCAGCAUCUACAGCAUCUACACCGACUACUACACAGACAGCAACAAGCAGCAGCAGAAGCACAGCGGUAACCACAGCACCAGCAGCAGCAGCAGCAGUAGCACCACCCGCAGCAGCAGCAGCAGGAGCAGCAGCCACAACCACUGAGGCAACCACAACAACUGUAGUGGAUGCCAGUCAAGCGGAUGCACUUGCCAAAGUCGUGGUAAAGGACAAGAAGAAGGUCAACCAGAAGGCCAGCGAUUUCAGCAACGUUGGUGAUUGGCCCACGCUUAUUGGAGGAAUUUCUGGCAGUGGCAAAGCCACCAGCAACGAACCCAAACGCAACCCAACGAAAAAGCAACCAGCUAAAGCAGCAGCAGCAGCAGCAGCAGCAGCAGCAGCAACCAGCGUCACUUCAAGUGAAGUUGCCACAGAGUCUAACGUAGUAGCCGCCACUUCCAGCACCAACAGCAGCAGUAGCAGCCAAGCUACAGUUGUCGCCACCAACGCUACACCGACAGGAUCAGCAGGACCAGCAGCCCCAGUUACAGCCAGCACGAGCCAUGAUGCCAAAGCCCAGCGAGAAGCCGAGCUAUCCACUGGCAGUGCCACUGCACCAGCUGCUGGCGCCCUUGCCGGCUCUGCCGUCAACAAAAAGAUACCCAAGCACAAGUGGCGUCCGCUGCAAAUCGAUCUGGCCAAGUCCAGUCGCCCUAAACCCAUUGGCGGCCGGCCCCAUCGACGGCUCAGCGACGAUGGCGUCGAUCAGCGGCGUCCGCCGCGUGUCUACCACGAACGGGGGCCGGCGCCAGCCAAUGGGCGGGGUGCCGAUGCUGCUGCAACUGGAGCAGGAGCAACAGCAGCAACGGAGUCCACACGGCCACACAGCGGCCGGUAUCCGUACGUUGCCCGCUCCACGACUGCUCCGACCGAGCGCGUGGAUUCCUGGCGUAGCAGCGGCAGCGCCAGCACCAAUGCCGUUCCCUACGAUGAGCAGCGCUCGGGCCCAGGGUCAGCAGCAGGUGGUGCCGGGGCAAGUGCCGGGGUCCGUGGACCGCGCCGCUUCCGUACGCCGUACCGCGGCGGUCGGCAAGGCCGGGGUGGAUUCUCAAGACAGGGACCAGGUCGUCCGACUAAUCGCAUACCACGCCAUCUGCUAGCUUCGGGCGAAUACGCAAACUAUUUGCCAGCGGACGCGGCUGGCGCAGAUUCAGCCCGGUCCACGUACGUGCUCAUGGGCACUCAUUACUUUGGCAAUGUGCCAGCCUCCUAUAUCGAAAUGGAUGCCAACAGCGUCAAGGAGGCCCUCAAGAAGCAAGUUGAAUACUAUUUCAGCUCCGAUAAUCUUACCGGUGACUUCUUUUUGCGCCGCAAAAUGGAUCCCGAAGGGUAUAUACCGGUAACAUUGAUCGCCUCGUUCCAUCGGGUUCUCGCUCUGACCACAGACGUGGCCCUGAUUGUGAACGCCAUCAAGGAAUCGGAUAAACUGGAUCUCUUCGAGGGCUAUAAGGUGCGCACCAAGACCACGCCCACCGCUUGGCCCAUCAGCGAUGCACCAGAUGCUGCCAACAAGGAUCAGCAGUCGCUGUCCAAGCAGGAGAAUGAGAAGGAGCCAUCAGAGAAUAAGCAGCAGACUGAGGUGGCCGAGGAUGCAGCUGCAGCAGCAUCCGAGGGGAGUUCACCUCCCGCCAUCCUCACAUCUGCAAUGGCCACCAAGCCACUGAGCAGCAUCCCGCCGCCGCCACGGCCGCGUAACUCUCAGAAUCUGGUGCCCAAGAUGCUGCAGGAGAAGCAGCAGCAGCAUCGAUCGACGAUCAAUUCGGUGAAUGCCAUCAGUGUGCUCACCCAGCAGGUGGAGGGCGGUGCUGCAGAGCUGGCCGGACAUUUGAGCGGACUGGCGGAGAGUGUUAAGCCCAAGGCCGAUAAGAGGGCGGCACCCAAGGCUGCUGGUUCAGGAUCAGGAACUGGAACAGGAACUGGGGCUGGUGUUGGCGCUGGUGCUGUUGCUGGAGCAGCUGUUGCUUUGGUUGCGGAGCCGGAGGGCAUGUGGAAAGAGGUAAAGAGACGCUCGAAAACAAAUGCUUUAAAAGAAAAUGCUACUAAAUCCUCCACCACCACCACCAACACCUCGUCCUCGUCCACGACAACACAACAACAACAACAACAAUCGCUUUCACAAACGCUCAACAACAAUAAUAAUUAUAAUAAUAAUGUUAAAAAUGUCAAAACGAACAACAACAAAAACAACACCGUCACCGCAAACGCCACCUCGUCCAAAUCCACGUCCACGUCCUCGUGUGCAUCCAACGCCCCAUCCAACAAUGCCUCAUCAACAAUCACCGCUGCUGUCUCUGUGUCGUCCGCCAACGCCAACACCACCACCAACAACGCUGCCGUUGCCGCCUCCACCACGAAUGCUUCCUCUGUCACCGUCACCACCACAACAACCACAACAACAAUAACCACCACCACAAACAACAACAACAACAAUAAGAAAACAUCUGCCAAUGCUAUCUCCAACUCGAAAUCCUCCUCCUCCUCCUCCAAAACAGCUGCUGCGCCAUCCGCUCAGUGCCAUGCCGAAAAGGAAGAACUAGACUUUCAAUUUGAUGAGGAGCUGAUGGACCCCAUACCCGCCACUGGACGCAUCAAUAACUUUACCGAAAACUUCUCCGACGAUGACGAGAGCGAUUAUGAAUUUGCCGAUCGCGAUAUCAAUAAGCUGCUGAUUGUCGCCCAGGUGGGCCGUCCGCCCAAACACGAAGGCUACGAUCGCACCGCUGACUUUACCUCACGCACCAAAAUUACACAGGAUCUGGAGAAUAUCAUUAACGAUGGACUGGUCAACUACGAGGAGGAUCUGUGGACCACCACAAAUGUGGUGACCGAUUAUCGUACCGUCAAUGUCAUCUCCCAGGCGGACUUUGAGAAAUUGGCUGCUGUUGGCGGCGUUGCGCCCAAUCGUGGCAAGGGUGCGGCUGUGCAGAAGCAAGUGCCACCACCGCCGCCAGCCUAUUUGGAUGAUCUGGAUGCAGAUGACACGCUGGUCGGUGACACUACGCUCAAUUCCACACUGAACUCUACGCUUAAGUCGCGUCGUGCCCGCUUCUAUGCUGCGCCCAAUUCGCAUUCGAUCGAUCCGCGGACGCCACGCAAACGUAAGCUACGCCACACGGCCAAUCCGCCCGUGGAGGCCCAUGUGGGCUGGCUGCUGGACACGGUCGAGCAUAGGCCGCGAACCACAUCGAUGGGUUCGUCGGCGGGCACAUCGCCCACCACAUCGUCGUAUGGGUCGUUUGGAUCGUCGGUGCCACAAUCGUUGCCCGUCUUCCAGCAUCCGUCGCAUGCUCUGCUCAAGGAGAACAACUUCACGCAGCAGGCCUAUCACAAGUACCAUUCGCGGUGCCUCAAGGAGCGGCGUCGUCUGGGCUUUGGCCAGUCGCAGGAGAUGAACACGCUGUAUCGUUUCUGGUCGUUCUUCCUGCGCGAGAACUUCAACAAGACCAUGUACAAUGAGUUCCGCACAUUGGCCCUGGAGGAUGCCGGCAACGGAUUCCGCUAUGGCCUGGAGUGUCUGUUCCGAUUCUUCUCGUACGGCCUGGAGAGAAAGUUCAGGCCAAGCAUCUAUCUGGACUUCCAGGACGAGACUGUGGCCGACUAUGAGACGGGUCAACUGUAUGGCCUCGAGAAAUUCUGGGCCUUCCUCAAGUACUACAAGAACGGGGAGAAGCUGGAGGUACAGCCAAAGCUGGCAGACUAUAUGAAGAACUUCAAGACCAUCGAAGAUUUCCGAGUGGUGGAGCCAGAGAUCGAUGAGAUGCUGCAGGGUGUGGGCAGCCUGCAUCCCGGCCGUCAGCUCAACAGGCAUCGCAGUGUGUCCGAGAGUGAUGGAACCGCUGUGAUCACGGCUGGUGGUCGUCGCUUGAACACCACCAUCACCAAUCGCAGUGACUAUGUGGGACGGUUAAUCCAGCAGCAGCAGCAGCACCAACAACAGCAGCAGCACCACCACCAACAACAGCAGCAAUAUCAUCAGGGAUACGGUAAUCAGAACCGCAGACGCACCGGCUCCUUUGGCAGCAGCACAGUGCGCACUCGUAGCGGUUCGCUGGGCAAUAAGCCGCAGGUUGUUCAUCGCAAUCAAGGAUCCCAGCAUGAGCUGCGACGUGGUGGCAGCAAUUCAGGAUUGGCGCCACACAAGCGUCAGCAUCAUCAGCAGCAGCAGCAACAGCAGCAGCAGAAGUCCAAGCCACAGGCUCAGGGCAUAUCACAGACAAAUAAUAUAGUGCGUGCCUCCACAUCGGCGGCAGCGGCAGCAGCAACAACAAUAACAACAGCAACAGCAACAGCGCCAGCGAUAGUAGUGGCAACAGCAGCAGCAGCAGCAGCAGCGUCGUCCUCGUCAUCGUCGCAGAAGUAGAAAACAUGAAAAUGCAGACACAUUUAUUCGAUUAGACUUAAGUUAAAUUGCGACUUAGUUGGGAGCACAGCGCUUUCUAUGCGAUUGGCUCCUCUCUCUUUUGUUCACUAUUCAUUCUUAUUAUUCGUCUGUAGCAGCAGUAGUUGUAGUAGUAUUCGAGAGUCAGGCGUUCAAGAAGUGGGGGAAGAGGCGUGUCAGUAGCCUCUUUUAGCAUAAUUAAGUACAAUUUUUGAAAUUUGUUUAUUGCAAUUUGCCCUAGCGCGCGUUGGUUUAGUAGUAAUGAUGAUGAUACCUUAUUUUUUUUUUAUUGUUUGCAGUCCCUUUAAAUGAAAUAGUUAUAUAUGAAAUGCUCAAUGUUUGCUGUUGGAACACAGAUAAACCCCAAAAAAAACACACAGAUACAGAAAUACACUGACACACACUCAGCAACCACUAAGCGGGGUCCCCCAGUGCCAAUCAGCCAUGAUCUAGAAACUGAAUGACUAUUAUAAUAAUAUUAUUUUUUAUUUGUUAAAUAUUCUGUUUUUGCCUUUAAAUCAGAUCUAUUUUUUCCUACUUGAAGCAGAGCGUUAAUAAUAGACGUAAUGCCAUUGAACUGUUGUACGGUAUGAAGAUGAAAACCAAUAACGAUUAUCCCUUAAAUAAUAUUCCCUAACGGAAAACGAAAUUUGAUAUAAAACAAAACAAGAAAAAAAAACCAAAUGAUCUGAAUUCAAAUAAAAACAUUUGUAAAUUAAAGCGAAACGUUCUAUAUACAAAUACAUACAUACAUACAUUACGUGUAUGCGCGAGAGCACCUUAUAUAUGAUAGACAUGUAUGAAUAAUAUAUAUAUAUAUUCUUAUUAUUAUUAUUAUUUCUUGUGUGUGACCCAAAGCGCAAAAUGUAAUGAAUGUAAUUUGUUUAAGAGACAACGAGAGAACUUGCACACCUUUACAUACACCCAUUGAGGCAUGCGGGGCUCAAGUGCCAGCGAAUUUUAGUUAUGUAAGCAUUUAAAGCAAAACAAAAAACCCAAUCGCAAUCGGAAUUAGAGUCAGAAAUGGAAACGGAAACGUAGCCUUUGCACUGCCCCCAAGUCUGUCAAUCUAUCUUCGAAUUGGUCUCUGAACUCCCCCCCCCCCCCCACACACACACACACACACACAUUACAAAAAGACCGAACCAGAACUUCGUAACCCGCCAAGCAUUUAGAAGCAUGUCAAAAAAAAAACCAUUUAUUAUUUACGUUUAGUUUUUGCACUUGUUAAUUUUUUAAUUCGAAGGAGAAAAAAAACAAUACAAAAAAAUUUUAAUAACUGAAAAAUGUCAAGUCCAAAAAAAGUUGAAAACUUUCUAGAGAACAUAAGGCAGAGCAGAUUAUGCAAAUCGAAAAGAAAAUCAAUCGUAAUAUAUAACGAAAUUUGUUUCGCAUUAGUUGAUAAAUCAUUAAACAAAAAAAAAAAAAACAUUUACAAAAAAUGUGAGAAAUCAAAUGUAAGCUUAAUACUGAUAUUUAGCUAUAUAUCUGCGCGUAUAUCUAAAAUAUCAUCUACAUACAUAUAAA
Molecule: messenger RNA, 7739 nt
Organism: Drosophila obscura
Lineage: Eukaryota; Metazoa; Arthropoda; Insecta; Diptera; Drosophilidae
Gene: larp
Product: la-related protein 1
Exons: 7
Coding region: 669-6194 (1841 amino acids)
Biological process (GO): positive regulation of translation; mRNA stabilization
Cellular component (GO): cytoplasmic stress granule; cytosol
Molecular function (GO): RNA cap binding
Source: RefSeq, a predicted model, not a curated record